AUGCGAACACCCAACGAUGGGAUCGGUCUCUCUUUCUCUCUCUCUCUCACCACGACGGCGAUGUCGAGCGGGCCGCACCCCCUCCUCCCCACUGAUCAGCACUGGGUCUCGUUGUCGAGCCGCGUAGCUCCAGGCUUCUUUUUGAAGAUGGCGAAAAAGACUAAGGCGAUCGGGCCCUCCCCCCUCGAAAAAGUACGCCCCUGCUGGACCCUCCAGAUCAUCCACCCCUCAUCGAGACGGGAAAACACCACGUCUCUGAAUAUGGCCGAUACCCGGCCUUACGAAGAAGAAGAAGAAGUAGUAGAAGAACAAGAACAAGAACACGACCAGAGCGGCGGCCCCAAGGGCAGCAUAGUCCGCCCUCGUCCAGACGGCCCGCUUCGGGGCUCGCAAAGCAACCCGACUAACCAGACCGGCAGUCCCGUCGGCCUCCCUCUGCGGGUUGUCAGUCCCAUUCGCAGUGUGGAAGGGAGGGGCGACCACCGUAGACCACGCCGAAACAGCGUGUUGUGA
This is a messenger RNA of Colletotrichum higginsianum IMI 349063, 513 nucleotides long. RefSeq lists its product as uncharacterized. Lineage: Eukaryota; Fungi; Ascomycota; Sordariomycetes; Glomerellales; Glomerellaceae. The record is from RefSeq and is a predicted model, not a curated record. The transcript has a single exon. Bases 1 to 513 code for a protein of 170 amino acids.